Triticum urartu is the source of this 885-nucleotide messenger RNA. The record is from RefSeq and is a predicted model, not a curated record. Lineage: Eukaryota; Viridiplantae; Streptophyta; Magnoliopsida; Poales; Poaceae.
AUGACGAGCCUGCUGCCUCACGACCUGAUCGUGUCGGAGAUCCUGGUCCGGCUGCCCGCAAAGUCCCUGUUGCGUCUAAGCUGCGUCUGCAAGGCCUGGCGCACCACCAUCUCCGACGAUCCAUCCUUCUCUCAGGCGCAUCUCCACCGGCUCCACCAACAAAACAAGAAGCCGUGCAGCCUACUCAUUACACCACGUAUCACCGUCGAAGCCGCAGAACCUUGGAGUUGGACGAUCAGCCACGAGGUCUCUGCCCCGGGAUUGUACCUGUGGGAGGAGAGCAAGCCGGACGUGGCAGCCCUCUUGCACGACACCUCAUCGUUCCCCGCGGAGGACAAGUGGGCAAGGCACCGGUUCGCGCACUGCGACGGGCUUGUGAUGCUGCCAGCAGAGGAUACCGUGCGCGUGCUAAACCCGGCCACGCGCCAGGCCGUCGUGCUGCCUUGGAGCCCCAACAUCGUCACAUCAGGUCGGCGCUGGGGAACCGAAGGCCACAAGGCGUUUGGCUUCGAACGGGAUCAUGGCACCAACGCCUACAAGGUCGCUCGCUUCUUCUACCGCGAGUGUCUCGCCGAGGAUGCUCUUGGGAUGGAGGUGUUCACCAUUCGAAAGGACGACUGUUGGCGUGAGACGGUUACACGACUGCCGUUCUGUUUCGUAGCAAUGCAAACGGCAACCUUCUUCAAGGGCUCCUUGAUCUGGACAGUCGACCAUGAGUCGCUCAUGUAUGAAGACUUGAGUCCGGAUGAGAUUGCAGACAUGCCAUGCUUUGUCCGCUUUAGCCUCGAAGACGAGUCAUUCAAUAUUAUUAUUGGGCCUCCAUGGUACCGAGGGCCUAAUAAAUUUAAGCCCGGUGUCGUGGUUUUAACUCUGACAGUGAUGUAG